Messenger RNA from Phragmites australis (common reed), 739 nucleotides. Its product is annotated as photosystem I subunit O-like. The record is from RefSeq and is a predicted model, not a curated record. The coding region runs from base 134 to 568 and encodes 144 amino acids. The transcript is spliced from 4 exons. Lineage: Eukaryota; Viridiplantae; Streptophyta; Magnoliopsida; Poales; Poaceae.
CAUCUCCUCCUCUCGAUCGAGUCCAGCGCGCGUCUCCGUCCGUCCCGUGCCACCCACCACAAAAUAAGAGCUCGCCCGCUCACCGCGCCGCAUACGGACCCCACGCACUGCAGCUGCAGCAGAACAGUCAGACAUGGCCGCCGCCUCCUCCACCGUCUCCGGCCUUGCCGGCGCCGCGCUCGCCAGCCGGCCGGCUUUCUCCACCAGCUUAGCGAGGGGCGGUCGGGUGUCGGCGAGGAACCCCCUGAUGACGAGGAACCUGGAGAGGAACGGCAGGAUCACCUGCAUGACGUUUCCCCGGGACUGGCUGCGGAGGGACCUGAGCGUGAUCGGGUUCGGCCUCAUCGGGUGGAUCGGGCCGUCCAGCGUCCCGGUGAUCAACGGUAACAGCCUGACGGGGCUCUUCUUCUCCAGCAUCGGCCAGGAGCUCGCCCACUUCCCCACGCCCCCGGCGGUCAACUCCCAGUUCUGGCUGUGGCUGGUGACGUGGCACCUGGGGCUGUUCAUCUUGCUCACCUUCGGCCAGAUCGGGUUCAAGGGCAGGACCGAGGACUACUUCGAGAAGUGAAGCGGUUGAGCUCGACGAACUGCGCGUGCCGCAUCGAACCUUGCUUUGUAUAGGGCACCGAUUUGGUUUAAUGUGUGAUAGAUGCUACUUUUAUUAUGAGCUCAAUGUAAAUCUAUCCCCUGCGCGCUUUGGGUUGAUUUGAUGAAUCUAGCUAGCCUUUGCUGUCUGAUA